Molecule: messenger RNA, 1132 nt
Organism: Echinops telfairi (small Madagascar hedgehog)
Lineage: Eukaryota; Metazoa; Chordata; Mammalia; Afrosoricida; Tenrecidae
Product: zinc finger protein GLI4
Biological process (GO): regulation of transcription by RNA polymerase II
Molecular function (GO): RNA polymerase II cis-regulatory region sequence-specific DNA binding; DNA-binding transcription factor activity, RNA polymerase II-specific
Source: RefSeq, a predicted model, not a curated record
AUGGGCCUGUUGUCGGGGGAGUGCAGUCCCUGGAGGAGGCUCUCGCGCUUGGGAGCCAGCGAGGGGCGCGGUCCUCCGAGGCCUAGAGCGGCCGAGAGCAGCCCGGAAGUGCGCUCGCGCGCGCCCUGGCGGCCGGCGGGGGCGCGGCACUUCCUGCGGCUGCUCUGUGGCCCCUCCGGGCUCCGAAGGUGCCAGACACCCAGAGCGUCCACAGCCCCGGGGGCCAGCUUCACCUCCAUGACCAACAUGGAAGAAGGAGGUGAUGGCCCAGCCCCAUCCAGAGCGGGACCUGUCGCACCUGGGUCCACAGGACAACCUCCAAGUAGAGAGCAGGGGGGAAGCCUGCUGGCCAGCAGGGCACCCAGGGGACCGCCCCUGAGCAGGCCGAACUGGGCAGUGGCUACGACUGGCUGCUGGGACACAGCCUGUGGGGGCCAGUCAGCCGGCCCACGGGUCGGCCAGCCGCACCCCUGCGAGACCUGCGGCAAGAGCUUCAAGUACCACUCGCUGCUGCUGAAGCACCGCCACGUGCACAAGGGUGAGAAGCCAUACGCUUGCUGCGAGUGCUUCCUCGGCUGGUCGGGCUUCAUCCAGCACCACCGUGUGCACACUGGCGAGAAGCCCUCCGAGAGCAGCGAAUGUGGCCGCGCCUUCAGCCACAGCUCGCACUUCACGCAGCACCUGCGCGUGCACAACGGGGAGAAGCCCUAGUGUGGUGAGUGCGGCCAGGCCUUCAGCCAGAAUUCCAACCCGGUGAGGCACCAGCGGCUGCACAUGGGCGAGAAGCCAUACGUGUGCGACCAGUACGUGUGCGGCCAGUGCGGCCAGGCCUUCGUCUGGAGCUCCGUGCUCGCGGAGCACCAGCGCAUCCACACGGGGGAGAAGCCCUUUGCCUGUGCCCAGUGCGGCAAGGCCUUCCGCGAACACUAGCACCUCUUUCACCACCUGCAGACCCACACCGGGGAGAGGCCCUUCGCCUGUGCCCAGUGCGGCACCUUUGGGCAGAGCUCACAGCUCAUCCAGCACCAACGGGUCCACUUCUGGGAGUAGGCCGGCUGACUCCAGCCAGGGCCAGGGCUGGCGGCCACCCUCUGCCCACCCAAUGUCCCAAAUAAAGCCUAUCUGCUUGUUA